AUGAUGUUGCCUUGCCUAGCUGGAGUAACACAAGUCAUACGCGUGUGGCGUGCUAGUGAUUCCGGUCGAGAACAAUCGAGUAAGCUAGUCGUUAUACGGCGUACCACUAGUCUCAUAGAAGCAGCUCGUCUAUCCGCCGAAGAGUUUGGCUUAAUGGAGGAAGAGCGUGACAAUUACCGAUUGGUUCAGGUGAGUGAAUUUUAA
This is a messenger RNA of Protopolystoma xenopodis, 204 nucleotides long. The record is from the annotation of a GenBank genome assembly. Lineage: Eukaryota; Metazoa; Platyhelminthes; Monogenea; Polystomatidea; Polystomatidae.